Molecule: messenger RNA, 2839 nt
Organism: Planococcus citri (citrus mealybug)
Lineage: Eukaryota; Metazoa; Arthropoda; Insecta; Hemiptera; Pseudococcidae
Product: UDP-glucosyltransferase 2-like
Exons: 8
Coding region: 344-2431 (695 amino acids)
Molecular function (GO): UDP-glycosyltransferase activity
Source: RefSeq, a predicted model, not a curated record
UUGAAGUAAUUUAGUUUGGUAAAAAUAAACAAAUGCACGAAAUUUUUAUUAGGUAGGUGUAGUUGGUACUCACUCUGUAACAGGGUCGCUAUCCCAUGUUUUCUCGCGAAUCGCAAUAAAUAUGCUAAUUAAAAUUAGGUAAUCAUAUGCAUUUUCAUUCAUGACAUACCCAUGUUAUUCAUCUAGAUAUCUGUGAUUGUAAGAAUUUCGAAGCUCUUUACAAGUAGUGCACAAUUAUUUUACCAUUUACAUUUGGUUACUGGGCACGUGUCUAACGAUCAGUUUUAUUCUUACGAAUUAAAGCAGUUACCUAGUUAAGUACUUAGAUUAUCACCACAAGACAAUGCAAUUCACAUUUUGGCAUAUAUGUUUAGCAUCAGUUCUUCUAACACAUGCUAGCGAUGGAUUCAGAAUAUUGGGAAUAUUUCCAUGGCCUGCUAAAAGUCAUUUCUCCUGCAAUAAUGCCAUUAUGAAAAGUUUGAUCGAUACUGGGCACGAGGUCACCGUCAUUACGUCGUUUCCCAAACAUGCAUCUGCAGAAAAUUAUUCAUCAAUUAUCGACGUUUCUGAGGAACACAUGAUUCGUGUCGGACGAGCAUCAUUCGACGAAUGGACUUCGCAAAAUCCUUUCAAACUUUUAGAUAAAGGGAUCAAAGUAAUAUACCCGUAUUGUUCGAAAAUUCUUAAUUUACCAGAGAUACAAAGAAUACUGAACAGCGAUGAAAAAUUAUACGACGUGGUAUUCGUUGAAAUAUUAUUCUUCUAUAAAUGCUUUUUACCAGUUGUUGAGAAAAUGAAUAUACCUUUUAUCGGAACAACAACCGUGAGGACCUGCUUUCAAGCAGAUCACGCAAUUUAUAAUCCUCACCAUCCGGCUUAUAUUCCGUACGAAGUGGUAACCCAAAAAUGGAAACUAGAGCAUAUUUUAGGACGAAUAAAUAACGUGUGGAAUUACAUCGUUGCAUCCUGGCAUGAAAAUGUCGUUUUCCCGAAAAUGUUGAAACAGUUUCACGACGACCACAUCGAUCAACUCAGCUCUUUGGAGAAAUAUAUGACCAUGGAGCCUGAUUUAAUUUUUUAUAACAAUCACGCUUCUUUGUUACCCAGACCAAUGAAUCCAAAUGCGAUUGAAAUUGGAGGAGUACAUGUGGAAGACGCUAAACCUUUGCCAAAGAAUUUUCAAGAAUUCAUAGAUGAAGCAGAACAUGGUGCCAUUUUAUUUGCACUUGGGUCAUUUGUUCGAGCAGCUACCUUGACUCUGGAAAAUCAAAAGGCGUUUAGAGAUGCUUUCGCCGAAAUACCACAGAGAGUUAUUUGGAAAUUUGAAGAAAAAAUGGAUAAUUUGUCCAGUAACGUGAUGAUACUCGACUGGGUGCCUCAAAGAGAUAUCUUAGAACAUGAAAACGUGAUAGCCUUCAUCAGUCAUUGCGGAUUAGGAAGUAUGAAUGAAGCAGUUUACACUGCUACUCCUGUGGUUGCUUGUCCGUUAUUUUUUGACCAACCUGACAACGCGGAAUUGUUGGAAAAUUUAGGGGUAGCAGUUCAUUUAGAUAUUUACGACAUUACUAAAGAAAAUGUGCUGUAUGCGUUGAAUGCAGUUAUUAAUGAUACAAAAUAUUACAAUAAUAUGCAGAAACUUUCAACAAAAUUCAAAGACCGACCAAUGACAUCUCAGCAAAGUGUCGUUUAUUGGACUGAAUAUGUGAUAAGGCAUCAAGGAGCGUCUCACUUGAAGAGUCCAGCGACUCGGUUAUCUUGGUUCCAAUUUUUGAUGUUCGAUGUUAUAUUAAUUGUAGCAGUAGUUUUAAUAAUUUUCAUGUGUUUGCUCAGUUGUGCUUGUAGAAUUCUAUCUUCUUAUUGUAUAUCAUGUAUUGGCUUUUUAAGAACAUUUAAUAAACUAAAAACUGAAAAUGAUAAUUUUUCAGAACACCAAAAUGUUAUCGCGUUUAUUAGCCAUUGUGGUUUGGGAGGUACAAAUGAAGCAGCUUACACCGCAACACCUGUGAUUGCUUGUCCCUUAUUUGCCGAUCAACUGGAUAAUGCCAAAUUGUUAGAAGAUCACGGUGUUGCUGUUCAUUUAGACUUCCAUGACAUUACAAAGGAAAAUAUUUUGAAUGCAUUAAAUGCAGUUAUCAAUAACACAAGUUAUCGUGAUAAUAUGCGAAAGCUGUCGAACAAGUUUAAAGACCGACCAAUGACACCACAGCAAAGUGUAGUUUAUUGGACAGAAUAUGUAAUCAGGCAUCAAGGUGCAUCUCAUCUCCGAAGUCCGGCAUCUCGGUUGUCUUGGUUACAAUUUUUCAUGCUGGAUGUAAUAUUUAUUGUUACAACUGUCCUAGUCAUUUUUGUACUUUUAUUUUAUUUUAUCAUCAGAAUUUGCUUAUCUAAUUUUGUCAAGAUUAGAUGUUUCAAUCAAUUUAAAUACAAGUAGGUAACCUAAAAAUGAAAAACUGUGAAAAUGUCAAAUUAUGAAUAUAAAUACGUAGAUAGGUAUUUAUAAUAAUGUAUCUAAUCUUGCGGAUCAGUCAUUUUGUAGCUAGGUACAUGAACCUUUUUUAAUGCAUUUACUCCACUGUUUACUUCUCUUAUUUAUGUGUAUGAUGUAUGAAACGAAUUUUUUGAAAACCUCAUGAUUCCUUUGAAUGUAAUACUCGUACACUGCUACUUAUCGAAUGCAGGUACCUAUAAAGAAAAUGAUGCAUUCAAAUUGAAAUGAAGUAGACCAACAAUGAAGAAUUGCAAGUUUUUGUCACCUUUCUAUGUACAUAAGUCAUUAAGUACCGAAUUGUUUUCUUUCUAUGCAUUUCACGAUAAGAUUAUAUCCAAUGCCCUAUACAUU